AAGUUUCGUAUGUAUAUAACCGACCGGUCAUUUCUUGUUGCAAAAUGAAUUAAUUCUAUCGUUUGUAUUAGAAAAAAAAUCAAUUCCCAUAUUGGGUAGAAUGGAAAUGGUGCAGGAGGACGUGUGCAUACGAUCAGAAGCCUCCGAGGGCUCGUCAGCAUGCAGUGAAGGUCAGAUGGCUCAGCGGUUCGGUUUAACAGCUCGACGAGCUUCGGCCCAACGUUAUCAGUCAAAACACACCCGGCAUUUGCCAUCCAGGGCCAUUGCUGUUCUGGGAAAAGCCAACAAUUCUACGUUGAAGCUGGUCGCUCCCCAGGUUGAGUCACCUUCGCCGAUUGGCAGCAGAUCGCAGAUCGAAGAAAAUGCUGAGACCAUUGCAUGCCAUCUCGAGCUGCAGGAGGACCUCAUGCAGAAUGAUCCCGUGUCUGAGAUGAGAAGGUUGGAGGCUCUGAGGGACAUGCCGCAAUGUCUCACUGUCAAAAGGUCCAUCAGAGCUAAAUUGACUCGUUCAAUAAAUUUGAAAGGGGACAGGAGGGUCCUUAGUAGGUGGAAGAGGAUAAAAUAUACAAUGAGUAUUUUUUUCAUGAAGUCUUUUGUUGCGAUGAGGGAAUUCUCAUCAACUAUUGAGUUGUGGUACGGCCCAAUCAAGUCAAUCGAAGGCCAUUUUGGCAGUGGAGUUGCGACAUAUUUCAAAUUUCUUCGUUGGUUACUCAUCUUGAAUGUAAUCAAUUGUAUUCUUAGCAUGUUUUUUAUCGUUCUUCCACAAUCUAUGUUUGCCACGUAUGGAAACUCGACGUUCAAUUUCGGAGAUUUUUUCAUCGGAAAUGGUUUUAUGGAGAAAACUAUUUUUUACUAUGGUUUUUAUACAAAUCGUACAAUUGAAGCAAUACCUGGAGUUCACUAUAGCAUACCAUCGGCUUAUAUUUUAACAAUGAUUUUCUGUUACGUUUUCACGAUUAUUCUUCUUUCUAUGAAAGUUGCUAGUUCUUAUCGAAAAUGCUAUAUCGAAACUUCCGGUGGAAUUCACAAUUUAUACGCGACGAAAAUAUUCUGUGGAUGGGACUACAGCAUCGCUUCGCUAAAAGCAGCAAAUCGUUGUCACCAAUCAAUCUACAGAGAAUUGAAGGAGCUUUUGGCCGAGUCGAUCACCAAGAAAAAUUCAAACUUCUUGAAACGACUGACUGCAUUGUCCAUUCAGUUCUCAAUGACAGCAGUGGUACUGGGUGCCAUGGGCGGCACUAGUUGUCUUCUUGGCUAUCUCUUGCUGAACCAUAAACCUCAGAGUAUGAAUUCUGCAUCACUGCUCAUGGUACCAUUAGUGGUUACUGGGAUUAUGAAUAUUUUUCCUGCAGUUACUUCACAAUUGGUGAAAUUAGAACGUUACAGUUCGAAACGUAAAUCUCUCUUCGUCAACAUGAUAAGAACCUACAUAAUGACAGUAGUGAUUAUAGGAACAUUGCUCGCAUAUUGGCUGACCCGAAGCAUGUACUACUGCUGGCAAACUGAACUUGCUCAAGAGAUUUAUCGCCUAAUAAUCUUCGACUUUCUAGUCUUCACUCUCGGGAGUUUCAUCAUGGAGUUCCUUAGAUGUCAGUUAUCUACACGCUGGAGUGCAAUUUCAGCCCCGAAAUUCGACAUUGCUUUGAACACCCUGAACCUCAUCUACAACCAGAUUUUAUUCUGGGUUGCAUUCUACUUCAGUCCACCUCUGUCGUUACUCAUGGUUGUGAAGAUGAUUUUAACAUUUUAUAUAAAGAAAUUUGGGCUUAUGAGACAUUGUGAACCCCCCUCGACUCCUUGGAGAGCUGCUCAGACUCACACGUUAUUCUUGGCACUGGCAUUUUUGGGGAUGACCGGGGCCCUCACUGUCCUGGGAUACGUCAUCACCAGUGUGGAGAGCAACAGUUGUGGACCUUUUAGAAAUUAUGCUUACACGUGGUAUGUCAUCAUCGAGGAAGUGCUGAAUUUAGGAAGAGACAGCAGAUUGUGGACUUUUGUAUCGAAUUUUGCGAGACCUGGAGUAGGAGCUGCCAUUUUAAUUGUUAUGGUUAUGACAGUUUAUUGUUUACGCGCUAAAGCUCUAGCUGGUAGAGAGAUGGUGCAAAUACUCAGGGAAAUGUUGGUGUUACAAUCAAGAGAUAAAGAGUUUUUACUGAAUGAAUUUUCUAAAGUAGCUGAUGAAGAGUGGUUAAAAAGGAGGACAGCCAACGAGAAUCGUCGCAGUGUUAUGUCGGGCCGACAAUCUGCUACUGUGAAUCAAAAGUUCUCAAAUGAGAUACGUGAAUCCACAAAUGUCGACGUAUCCUCGCCGAAUUGUUCGAGAAAUUACGUGACAUUUGAUAACGAGUUUUUAAAUUAAGCAUGAUAAUUAUUAUAAAUUGUUUAUCAGCUACAGAUCAAUUAGUCACUUUGUGCAAUAUUUGUAUCACAAGUCUUCCAAUUACAUAUGCCAAAGUAUUUGUAUUAUCGAAAAGA
Diachasmimorpha longicaudata is the source of this 2475-nucleotide messenger RNA. Its product is annotated as transmembrane channel-like protein 5. NCBI's taxonomy places the organism in Eukaryota, Metazoa, Arthropoda, Insecta, Hymenoptera, Braconidae. Gene Ontology annotation, cellular component: plasma membrane. Gene Ontology annotation, molecular function: mechanosensitive monoatomic ion channel activity. The record is from RefSeq and is a predicted model, not a curated record. The transcript has 10 exons. The coding region runs from base 101 to 2359 and encodes 752 amino acids.